UCUAUCCCAUAACAAGACUUACAAAUAUAGAGCACAAGCGAUAUACUGCUUUAUUAGAUAGAAGGGUAUUAUUCUAAAAUGGCUAGGGUACAUGGUCUCGUUCUUCUUAGUUUAUUGGUUAUUUCGAGUUUGGUUAUGUUAACUGAGAGUCGGGUAGCAAGGAAGGACUUGGGAAUAGGUUUGGGUCUUGGGUUGGGGAUUGGUAUUGGUGGUGGCUCAGGCUCUGGCGCUGGUGCUGGUGCUGGUUCAGGCUCGCGGUCUAGUUCAUCAUCUAGCUCAAGCUCAUCAUCGAGUUCAAGUUCUGGUGGUUCAGGUGGGUCGGCUGGAUCAUCUGCUGGUUCGUUUGCUGGAUCUAGGGCUGGAUCCGGAUCUGGUAACUAAAUCUUAAAAAUAUGUGUGGAACAAACAUAAGUGUGAAAUUGAAUGUAAUGUUUUUAUUUUCUAAGACUUCGGUAUGUAUUACGCUAGAACUGUGUGGAUUGAAUAAAUCAUCCAUGUAACUAAGUUGUGUUUUUUUCCUUGCAAUAAGCUAAGUAAUGUUUUUAUUACAAAAAGAAGCUUGUUAAAUUUUAGUACCUUUAUUACAACGAAAAUGUUACUCCCUUAAUUUUAAAA
This is a messenger RNA of Camelina sativa (false flax), 615 nucleotides long. RefSeq lists its product as uncharacterized. The record is from RefSeq and is a predicted model, not a curated record. Lineage: Eukaryota; Viridiplantae; Streptophyta; Magnoliopsida; Brassicales; Brassicaceae.